AGAAAAGAUAAAUAUCGUAAGGAUUCAUAGUUGUUGGUAAUAUUGCCUUGGAGUUAUUACCACAUAAUAAGACAUCACAUAAUGUUAUAUAAUAUCAUAUUCCGGCGGCGUCGUUUAUGUUAACGUUGUUUGCUCUGGAAUAACCCGGAACUAACAAUAUAUUUGAUCUAUAUGCUAUAUUCAGUACUGUUUACCGGAAGUGUAUCAGAUAAAGAUUUGUCCAAUUUUCUGAGUAACCCAGAACGUUGCCCGGUAUUCAAGGACCUCCGCGUCGUCUACGUAAAAAACGUAACUCCGGUCUGGAAUGCGGCUUUGUGUUAGCAACGUAAGCUCUCCUUUGCUUUCGGUGGCUAAAGGCAGCAGUGACGCUGAGUAACCGAGCGGAGAAUCCCUGGGCUCUCGGUCCUGGAGUGGAGUAUGGCCUCGCAAGAGUCGGAGGAAAUAGCGGAGCAAACCGAAGAAGCCGAACCCACACAGGACGAGGAGGAUCUGAGGAUUUCUCCGGCGGAGGAAAUGCCUGCUGACGGCGAUGGGGAGCCGGAGCAGCUGCUGCUGCCGUGGGACCGCUUCUCUGCCUGGCUUCACUGUAUCUGUGUGGUGGGCUUCGACCUGGAGCUCGGCCAGGCCGUGGAGGUGAUCUACCCUCACCAUUCAAAGCUCACAGAGAAAGAGAAAAUGAGCAUCUGCUAUUUGUCGUUUCCGGAUUCAAAUUCAGGCUGCUUAGGGGACACACAGUUUUGCUUCCGUUUCCGGCAGGCGGCGGGCAGGAAGUCCUCAUUCGGGUGUUUUCUGGACCACUUCGACAGAGACGCACCGGUUUGCCUCAAGAAAGACCAGGGGCAUUUCUAUGGUUAUGUGUACUUCAGACAAGUUCGAGAUAAAACGCUGAAGAGGGGCUACUUUCAGAAGUCUCUGGUUCUCAUCAGCAAGCUCCCUUAUGUCACCUUCUUCCACUCGCUUCUGAAGCUCAUUGCGCCUGAGUAUUUUGAGAAACAGGAGCCCUGUUUAGAAGCCGCUUGCAAUGAUAUUGACCGGUGGCCAACACCAUGUCCAGGCAAGAUCUUAUCUCUCCCAAUCAUGGGCGUCGUCAUGAAGCUGCGAAUACCGACAUGUUAUGACAAGCCAGGCACCUCGCAGCUUGUGCAGUCCACCUCGAGCGACAGUCUUGUGUCUGUUGUGCUUCCUACGAUCCAUGAAGUGGAUUUGUUCAGGUGUUUCUACCCAGUGUUCUUUCACAUCCAGAUGUUGUGGGAGCUAGUGCUGCUCGGAGAAGCGCUUGUCGUAAUGGCACCGUCCCCGGCGGAGUCAUCAGAUACAGUGCUGGCGUUAGUCAGCUGUAUCGCUCCGCUGCGGUACUGCAGUGACUUCCGACCCUACUUCACCAUCCAUGACAGUGAGUUCAAGGAGUAUACGACUCGAACCCAAGCUCCGCCGUCUGUCAUUUUGGGCGUAACAAAUCCUUUCUUCGCCAAAACACUUCAGCACUGGCCUCACAUCAUCCGCAUAGGCGACAUGAAACAAACAGCAGAAAUGGCCAAACAGAUGAAGGUGAAGAAAUUAAAGAAUUUGAAAACUCUGGAUUCCAAACCAGGUGUAUACACUGCAUACAAGCCUUUUCUGAACAAAGAUGAAGACAUCAUUAAGCAGCUCCAGAAGGGAGUUCAGCAGAAACGUCCAUCCGAGGCCCAGAAUGCCAUUUUGCGGCGAUACUUCUUGGAAUUAACACAGAGCUUCAUCAUUCCUUUGGAGCGCUACGUGGCCAGUCUGAUGCCUUUACAGAAAAGCAUCUCUGCUUGGAAAAGUCCUCCUCAGCUCAAGCCGUUUGUCCAGGAGGAGUUUAUGAAGACUCUGGAAAAGGCCGGUCCUCAACUCACAUCCCGCCUCAAAGGAGACUGGAUCGGUCUUUAUAGGCAGUUCCUCAAGUCACCCAACUUCGACGGCUGGUUCCGAAACCGCAGGAAAGAGAUGAUUCAGAAGCUGGAGGCUCUGCAUCUCGAGGCGCUUUGUGAAGAGGAUCUGCAACUGCGAAUUCAAAAACACACCGAAGUGGAGACGGUUGAUCUUGUUCUCAAGCUGAAAGAUAAACUGACACAGGCUGAGCGAGAGCGGCUGCCCGUAAGAGCAGGGACGCUGGCCAAACUUCAGUCCCACAUUGACGCCAUUAUCCUCUCGCUUCCAGAGGACCUUCAGGGCAUCCUGCACAAACCAGCCACGCCCUGACCCCAAAGAAGACAAACUCUACUGUAGGAAUGAGGACUAGACGGCUGAGCCGAGCUGAGCUGAUCAAGGGUUUGGGGUUUGAGGGAUUAACACCAGAACUGCUCCACAUAAGCAGUGGGCAUGGGUUUUUUUUCUUUUCUAAGUGCUGUUAGUCCUACAGAUCCGACAGAGGGCCGAGCUGUGGCGCAAUGCUGGCAUUGCUGGAGCUCAGAAGAUGCGAAAUCAGUUCAGUGAUGUUCGCUGCACUGUACAUGAAGAGAGGUGUUAGGAAUGUGCUCGUUCUUAAUAUCGAUGACUCUUUCUUUGUCUCUCACUGUGUGAGACUGACAUCUUGUUUUUAAACAUGACUGCUUGGAUUUUUUUUUUUUUUAAGAUUAACCAAGUUGGGCGGAUGAAUAUAGGGAGAUGAAAUGAAUGUUUAAUGCAGUGUUGGCGAGGGGUGUUUUAGGUAUCAAUUAACCGUAAGUCUGGACUAGAAAGGAUUUCCAGCCCACUAUUGUCCAGUUCAUAGAUCUGAAAGCUAGGAAACCGGUCCUUAAUCCCCAACCUGGAAUGAAUUACGGGUUUGAUGAAGCUGAUGAUGAUUUAAUACUUAAAAUUGUUUCAGCCGGAGUGAACAACACUAACAGAACACAUGAAAACCUAAACAUGUCAGUGAACUAAAUGCAUGCUUCAUUUUCUGAAGGGGAAAUCUGACACAGCAUUACAUUACAUCAGGAGGUUCCGUGCAAUUUUAUAUUAUAAUGUGUCAUCAAUUAAAACAUUAAAUAUAGAGCACUGGCACGAAGCCUUACCGAAAGGGAAUCCCCCCCCCCCCCCCCCCAAUUUGAUUGAUUGUAAUGCCCAAGUAGUUUCUUUUGCCUUACAGAGCAAGAAAAAAAAAAACUCAUCAUUGUCUAGGGUACAGGUUCCCAUCGCUGCUCCUGGAGUACACUCUGUCCUGAACAGUUUCUGGAAAUUGAAAUCAUGAUCUGUUUAACAGCCUUCAUGAGCUGAACCUCAAGUGGGUGUGAUGGAGCACUGAAACAUCCAGGACCAGAGGUUCUUGAGGACCAGGGCUGAGAAACUGUGGCCUCGGAAAUCAGCGUGUUUGGGAAGAAACGCCCUCUUUUCAGUUAGUUGCAAAAUCAUGGUGACGUCCUGCUGAUACUGCUGGACUGUACAUUUAGAUUGAUGGUUUCAUCUGGUCUUUCCUUAUUUCCUGAGUGAACCUGAUGUGUAUGUGGAUUAAUUACUACUUGAGCAGAAUCUUUUAUCAAAUCUGUCUAUCAGACCCAUCUGUUAUGAUCAUGUUCAUGGAUCUGAUGAGAAGUGCAUGAAGUUCAUGUUGAAGCUCCUGACAGUCCUGCAGGUGUUCUUCUGUCAUGUGCCUUGUGAUGUGAUGAGGAGCGAAAUGUAGAAAUGACCAAAGAUACUGUCCUAAUCAUGGUGGUUGUGUGAUUAUUAUUUUUUUUAAACAAACAGAAUCAUUGACUGAAACCUGAAGAAAAACUGUCACGAUUUUAUGUUGUAUCAUUUCUGAAGUGGUUGAGUGAUGAUGAUGGUGGUGAUGAUGAAGAACCUUGUUGAAGAAUGAGGUUAGUUAUUCCCCAACUCCAUCGGCUGCUUUUGUAGGCUUGUCGAUCCAACACUUGGUGGAAAGAACUGCUGGCUUUUGGUCUGAGACAGUAAAAUGGGCCAUACGACUGAGCCGGCUGUUAGUUGGUGCAAGCCUGUAUAAACUGUUUGUUAGGUAACCACUUGUUUUAUACAUACAGAUGAGCUUAUUUUAACAUGCUUAAAUUUUAUAUAAAAGUAAAUUGAUAUUCUCUUGUGCAUAACACACACGCUCAAUAAACAGUAUUUUGUAACACUGGUAUUUUUGAUCCUGAUAAUUUCUAUAGGAUGUAAUGUACAGUUAGUUGGUUAUGUAGUAAUAUCAAAAAAGGUUGAUUAGGACUCUAAACAGUGUACAGAGAAGCACAGGUAUAGCAAGUGUUUGCGCCAAGUUCAAUAUUUUGGCAUUAAUAUUUUUCUCUAUCAAAGCCAUGACAACUAAUCAUGUUCCAUACAUGUUUCAUUAGCAUUCAAUAUCUCCAUCAUGAAGUGUUCUUUUUUUCCCCCCCUCUUUUUUUUUUUUUGUAAAUAAACA
Messenger RNA from Neoarius graeffei (lesser salmon catfish), 4351 nucleotides. RefSeq names its product DENN/MADD domain containing 6Aa (gene dennd6a). The record is from RefSeq and is a predicted model, not a curated record. Bases 418 to 2220 code for a protein of 600 amino acids. Gene Ontology annotation, cellular component: recycling endosome. The transcript is spliced from 20 exons. Lineage: Eukaryota; Metazoa; Chordata; Actinopteri; Siluriformes; Ariidae. Gene Ontology annotation, molecular function: guanyl-nucleotide exchange factor activity.